UGCAUACGACCACCUUCUUGCUGGCUGUGCGCCAAGCAUGACCUCAAGCCUAUCAAUACCUACACCCAACUCAACAGACUCGGACGCAUCCCAUUCCUCACAUUCAUUGCUUCAGCCUACGCGGUCACAGCUCCUUUCCCCAGAGAGGGAAGUUGAAGUUGAAGUUGAAGUUGAGGUAGAUGGGGAGGAGAAGGUGACGUGGUUCGUUUGGCUGCUUGUGGGUGCUGCAGCUAUAGGCGGGUUGUUGUUUGGGUAUGACACGGGUGUUAUCUCCGGUGCACUAGUAUCAAUAGCAGGAGACCUAGGACCAGCAGAGUUGUCCGCUUUCCAAAAGGAACUCAUCACCUCUUCCACGACGCUCGGUGCCCUCCUGGGCGGUCUCGCCGCAGGGAUCAUCUCCGACUACACGGGCCGCAAACCCGUGCUCUUCCUGGCCAACAUCACCUUCAUCUCUGGCGCGCUAGGCCAGUCCCUCUCCCACACCCUGAGCGGCAUGGUCGGUUCCCGUUUCCUGGUCGGUCUGGGCGUCGGGCUCGCAGCAUGCAUCGUUCCCCUGUAUAUUGGAGAACUGGCGCCGACGAGGCUCAGAGGGAGACUGGUGACCGUCAAUGUUAUUGCGAUCACGUUUGGCCAGGUGGUGGCCUAUGCUAUCGGGGCUGCGUUUGAGCAGGUCCCAGGAGGGUGGAGGUGGAUGGUCGGGCUUGGUGCUGUUCCUGCGGGGGUACAACUAGCGUGCUUGUCCUUCCUUCCCGAGUCUCCACGCAUCCUCAUCCGGAAUGACAACCUCCCAGACGCACGACGUGUCCUCCGCUCCAUCUACGCGCAAGCGACAGACGCCCAGGUGGACAAGAUGCUUCAAAACAUGUGCGCAAGUGUCCACGAAAGUGUAGCGCUCUCAAAGCAGGACACGCUAUUCGAAAAACUCAAGAGCAUGUCUACUGUCCCCGAGCGUCGGCGGGCUCUCAUCGUCGCCUGCGGCCUCCAGGCAUUCCAACAACUAUGCGGGUUCAACACCCUCAUGUACUACUCUGCCUCCCUAUUCAAAGCCGUAGGGUUCGACCAGCCCACAGCCGUAGGGCUCAUCAUCGCCGGCACCAACUUUUUGUUUACCCUUGUGGCGCUAAAGUGGAUUGAUAGAGUGGGAAGGAGGAGGAUCAUGUUGCUUUCGAGUCCGUGGAUGGUAUUGGGCUUGGUGCUCGCUGCGGUGUCGUUCUAUUUCAUGACCAAGUCCACAGGAGGCUACCUAGAUCCCAACGCCCAAUAUAGCAAGACCUGGUCCGCCCUCGUCCUCUUCUCGAUGAUAAUCUACGUCGCGGCCUACGCCACCGGGCUGGGGAACGUCCCCUGGCAGCAGGGCGAGCUCUUCUCGCUCGAAGUGCGCGGCCUAGGUAGCUCGCUAGCGACAGCAACGAACUGGAGCGCGAACUUGCUCAUCGGAGCCACGUACCUCAGUUUACUGGAAGCGAUCACCACUGCCGGUACAUUUGGCCUGUACGCGGGCCUAUGUGCGCUAGGGGUCGUGUUCGUCUACCUGUGUUAUCCGGAGACGGCGGGGUUGAGUUUGGAAGAAGUGAGAACGGUGUUUGCGAGAGGGUUUGGGGUGAGGGAGAGUAGGAUGUUGGGGAGGGAGAAGAGGGAGAGGAGGGAGAGGGAGGGGUUGGGUAUCUAGUACCUAGCUUCUAGCAUCUGGCAUCUACGUGAUUUGAUGGACUUGAGAGGGGGAGGGGGUGUAGG
This is a messenger RNA of Dacryopinax primogenitus, 1734 nucleotides long. RefSeq names its product general substrate transporter. Gene Ontology annotation, cellular component: membrane. The transcript is spliced from 6 exons. Lineage: Eukaryota; Fungi; Basidiomycota; Dacrymycetes; Dacrymycetales; Dacrymycetaceae. Gene Ontology annotation, biological process: transmembrane transport. The record is from RefSeq and is a predicted model, not a curated record. Gene Ontology annotation, molecular function: myo-inositol:proton symporter activity. Bases 38 to 1669 code for a protein of 543 amino acids.